AGCGCAGCGAGGAGCAGUUUGGUUGUCAGGAAAACAGAAGGAUUUUUUCUUUUUGCUGAAAGUUUGAAGAAACCAUGCUUUGGUUGUCAACGCAUCCUCUUCUACCCCAGCCUUAUAUUCCAUACAGAUAUCUUUCAGCUUGUCCCACAGUUGGAAGCUUUUUUUCUCUGAAGAAGCCUAUAUUGCAUUGCCGCUCAAGCUACAACCUGAAAGAUUACAGAGAACAGAAAGGAUGUGUAUUGCCUUAUGAGGAGAAUUUGAGGCGGAGGCUUCUCAUCUUCUUUUUGGUCUCAUCAGGCUGUUUUCCAACUUUAUCUUCUUCUGCAAAGACAAAGAGUAAGAACCCAUAUGACGAAAAACGGUUACUACAGCAAAACAAGCGAAUACAAAAGGAAAAUAAUGCACCUGAAGACUUCCCAAAUUUUGUUCGAGAAGGUUUUGAGGUUAAGGUGGUGACACCAGAGAACUACAUAACAAGUGACUCAGGGCUUAUAUAUCGAGAUUUUGAAGUUGGUAAAGGUGAUUGCCCAAAGGCUGGUCAACAGGUUUUUCUUUCAAUAUCUUUGAAGGUGACAUUUCACUAUGUUGGCUAUAAUGAGUCAGGUCGCCGUAUUGACAGCAGCUAUAUGCAGGGUUCUCCUGCCAAAAUCCGGAUGGGCACCAAUGCACUAGUUCCUGGAUUUGAGGAAGGAAUUCGAGAUAUGAAACCUGGUGGAAAGAGAAGAAUAAUUAUCCCUCCAGAACUUGGACCUCCAGUGGGGCCUUCCACAUUUUUCAGCUCAAAACAGUUUGAAGUGUUUGAUGUGGAACUGCUCAACGUCAAAGACUGUCAAAGGAGGACGAUAGGUUUCUAUUCGGACGUUGUGUGCGAGUGAUCAGUGAGGCUCUACUUUGUGCUCAUCUGAACACAGGUUGAAUGAAGAAAUCAUAUCUGCAAAGCCUCAAUGACAAUGAACCAUAUUUAUGUUCUCAUUCUAAAUGUUAGUUUAUGAGAUGAUGAAUGUGUUUAGCAUACCUAGUCAUGACCUCAAUUAUUAUGAAAAAAGUUCACUUCUUACUGUA
Molecule: messenger RNA, 1062 nt
Organism: Vitis riparia (riverbank grape)
Lineage: Eukaryota; Viridiplantae; Streptophyta; Magnoliopsida; Vitales; Vitaceae
Product: peptidyl-prolyl cis-trans isomerase FKBP20-2, chloroplastic
Exons: 7
Coding region: 75-875 (266 amino acids)
Molecular function (GO): peptidyl-prolyl cis-trans isomerase activity
Source: RefSeq, a predicted model, not a curated record